This is a messenger RNA of Malurus melanocephalus (red-backed fairy wren), 1913 nucleotides long. It is a transcript of the gene TP53RK, whose product is annotated as TP53 regulating kinase. Gene Ontology annotation, biological process: protein phosphorylation. NCBI's taxonomy places the organism in Eukaryota, Metazoa, Chordata, Aves, Passeriformes, Maluridae. The coding region runs from base 6 to 872 and encodes 288 amino acids. Gene Ontology annotation, molecular function: protein serine/threonine kinase activity; ATP binding. The record is from RefSeq and is a predicted model, not a curated record. The transcript is spliced from 2 exons. Gene Ontology annotation, cellular component: cytosol; nucleus; EKC/KEOPS complex.
CGCGCAUGUGCCGUAUAGUCCCAGUGAUGGCGGCGGCCCAGGCGGAGGCGGGCGGUGCGCACUCGGUCAUGGCCGGGGCCGCGGGCACCGCAAUGGGCGACCUGGGGGCCGCGGGCUCUGCCAUGGGUGACUUUGGAGCCGCGGGUCCCCUCAUGGACGGGGCGGGCGUCCCCAUGGUGGCGGAGGAGCCGCCGCCUCCGCCGCCGCUGCCGGGGCUGCGGCUGGUGCAGCAGGGCGCUGAGGCGCACGUGUACCGCGGGCUCUUCCUCGGGCGGGCGGCCGUGGCCAAGCUCCGCGUCCCGAAGCGAUACCGGCACCCGGCGCUGGAGGAGCGGCUAAGCCGGCGCCGCAUGGCCCAGGAGGCGCGGUCGCUGCUGCGGUGCCGGCGGGCAGGGAUUCCAGCUCCAGUGGUCUACUUCGUGGAUUAUGUCACCAACUCCAUCUAUCUUGAAGAUAUUGUAGACUCAAUUACUGUUCAGGAUCAUAUUUAUUCUGUACAAAAGAGUGGAAAUGAUACCGACGGCCUCCAUAAGUUAGGAGAGAAGAUGGGAGAGCUGUUAGCAAGGAUGCAYGAUGAAGAUAUUAUCCACGGCGAUCUUACAACUGCCAAUCUCCUCCUGCGGCCACCCAUGGAGAAGCUGGACUUGGUGUUGAUAGACUUUGGACUCAGUUUUAUUUCAGGUCUUCCAGAGGAUAAAGGAGUUGAUCUGUAUGUUCUGGAAAAAGCCUUCAUCAGCACUCAUCCAGAUACUGAAAYGAUGUUCAAAGCUCUGCUAAAGAGCUAUGCAGCCGCGUCUAAAAAAUCUGGUCCUGUGAUCAAAAAACUGGAUGAGGUUCGACUAAGGGGCAGGAAGAGAUCCAUGAUUGGGUAGAAGAGAGCAGGGGUAGGGAUGGAGAAAUAAUGGGUUUUGCAGAUAGGGUUAUUUAUAUUUCUAGYUGGUUUUAUUUCAGAGGUCACUAUUUUGAUAACUGUGUCUUGAAAUAAAUAAACUUGAAAGAGUGUAAGUGUUAUAAUCAAAGUAAUUGUGAGAUUGAGACACAGCCAGGAAACAACUAGAGGGCAUUUCUUUYCUAAAUKKUAAAAAUUUCUAAUACAGAGUAGUUUACAGUGUCAUUCCACUCAUCUUUGUGWGRUUAGAAUCAUUCAGGGCARUCUUUCUCAGCCUGCWGACCAUGAAUUCAUGGGAGGUUMUUAUCUCAGAGACUGCAGAAGARYAUCUGCAAAAGGUAACUGAGAAAAACAAGUGCGUUAUUUUUCUGUGAAGACUUUACAACAAGACGUUUAAAUCUUAGAAACAGCACAUCCUAAAAACUUUCAGGACAACUGAAUUCUGGGACAUGGGCAGUGCUGAAAUACAGCACUAAACAAACCAGCUUUAUUUUCAUUAAGUAGUAAUUUUUUGUAUUUUUUUCCCUUUCAGUCCAUAGUACUUUCUUAAGGAAAUAUAAAACUUGUUAAUCAAGAAUAGUUUUCUACUGGGAAACUGCCACUUUAAGCAAGAAAUCCGCUGUAUAUUGCCUAUUUUGGAGCUCUGUAAGGGGGACUGCUGGUAUUGCUGUUUCCUGCCCASGUAGGCAGUUAUCAGAAAUAGGUGGUAAUACUCUCUUGUAAUGUUUUCUCUAUAUUACUUUAUUUUUUCUGUAUUACUGUUUGUCGUAGUGUGAAUGUGUGAUGUCUCAGAGGGAAAUCUUAUGCACCCCACAGUGGGUUGGUUAGAUUAUCAGCUCUGUGCUUUGUGAGGAGGYUGGGAUGUGAAUUGGAUGAAUGUGGGAGCUUUAUCAUUUACUUCAGGUAAWGAUAGGAAAGAAAGUGAAUUUCUCCCUGAUCGAUUUGUUGUGCCGGCCAGCCUUAYUCCAUCGGGAAGAUCCUCUGUUCUCUUGUGCAGUCACUGGUGCUCUGAAACUGCUCGUGA